Molecule: messenger RNA, 2167 nt
Organism: Myxocyprinus asiaticus (Chinese sucker)
Lineage: Eukaryota; Metazoa; Chordata; Actinopteri; Cypriniformes; Catostomidae
Product: antithrombin-III-like
Exons: 8
Coding region: 161-1510 (449 amino acids)
Molecular function (GO): serine-type endopeptidase inhibitor activity
Source: RefSeq, a predicted model, not a curated record
AAAGGUUGGCCAGAGUAAAUUUUGUGUCUUUAGUCACUGGAGUGCUCUUAAGGGUACUGACCUGUCAAGAGGGCAGUGUUUUUGAACAGUUUGCUGCUUACUCUAGUAGAACAUAGCCCCAAAACUGGUCUUUAAAAAAGCAAAUAAGAGGACAUCAGGUAUGAAGUUGUUGGCAUGUACUUGGGCUCUCUGUGUUCUCGCCCUCGGUUUGGUUCAGGCAAACAAAGAUAUCUGCAAUGCAAAGCCCAAAGACCUGCCCUUGAAUCCAAUGUGCGUCUACCGCAGACCAGAUCCCGAACUAGAACCAACCGAGGAACCUGAGAAGAUCCCAGCUGGUACCAACCCCCGAGUAUGGGAGUUGUCCAAAGCCAACAGUGGUUUUGCCCUCUCAUUGUUCAAGCAGCUUUCUGCAGAAAAGCCCAGCGAUGAAAAUAUCUUUCUGUCACCAAUUAGUAUCUCAACUGCCUUUGCCAUGACCAAGCUAGGGGCUUGUAACACCACACUGGAGCAGAUCAUGAAAGUGUUUGAGUUUGAUUCGAUAAAGGAGAAGACAUCAGACCAGGUUCACUUCUUUUUCGCCAAGCUGAAUUGUCGUCUUUACCGCAAAAAGCACGAAACAAUGGAACUGAUCUCUGCCAACCGUUUGUUUGGAGACAAAUCUACAGUGUUCAAUGAGACCUACCAGCACAUCAGCGAGAUGGUCUACGGAGCCAAAUUGAUGCCCCUCAAUUUUAAAGAGAACCCUGAUUUUUCAAGGAAGGUUAUAAAUGACUGGAUUGCCAACAAGACACAAAACAAAGUUAAAGACACUCUGCCAGAAGGUUCAAUAGACCCCAGUACCAUAUUAGUCUUGGUAAACGUCAUCUACUUUAAAGGUCAAUGGAAGCACAAGUUUGAUAAGAAAAAUGUCAUGGAAGCAGACUUUCACAUUACUGGGAGACAGACGUGUCCAGUCCCCAUGAUGUACCAAGAGAACAAAUUCCAGUAUGCCAAAAUCCAAGAGGACAAUGUACAGAUACUUGAGUUGCCCUACAGUGGUGGUGACAUCACAAUGGUGCUCAUAUUACCUACUGAUAAUAAAUCUCUGUCGGAAGUGGUGGAAAACCUGAACCAAAAGAAACUUGUUGGUUGGCUACAUGCCAUGAAAAAGACCACAGUGAGUGUGCAGAUCCCUCGUUUCCGUAUUGAGGACAGCUUAAGUCUCAAAGAGCAACUGAAGAAAAUGGGCCUUAAAGAUCUUUUUAGUUCAGCACAUGCCAGUCUCCCAGGCAUGGUUGCUGAUGGGUCUGGCUUGUACAUCUCUGAAGCUUACCACAAAGCAUACCUUGAGGUGAAUGAAGAAGGUAGCGAGGCUGCUGCUGCCACAGCGGUAGUCACCAAAGGGCGUUCCUUUAAUUUCUUCCAGGAGGAAUUUAUAGCAAACAAGCCCUUCCUUCUGCUGAUCCGCGAGUCAAGUAUCAAUGCCUUGCUCUUCACCGGCCGAGUAGCAAAUCCUUGUGGGAGCAGUUAAUGGAUCUGACACUACAACAAUGGUUAUGGAUUGUCAUUGUGGUUCAUUGUUAAUUUGAUACGGUUGCUGCUGUUUCUUCAUUAUUGGUUUGUCACAAUAGGUUAUUUUUGUCAGUCUACCAAUUAAGUGGAAAUGAACAUAUCAAGAGGUGCAAGAGUUUUCAUCUUUAAGUUUUGAAAAACAAUUAAAUAAUAGCAAUAAUAUAUGUACAGGCACAGAAUAAGGAUAAAACAGGUUUAUUUUUUCAUAUUAGAAAUUUGGGUUUAGCAGUGUCACACAAUCUGGGCGUACAUAAUUAUACAUUUAAAGAAUAUAAUUACAAAUCCUUCACAGUUACACUUAAAGUGCUUUAUUUCUUUUUAAAAGAAUGGACUUGACAUACUGCCAAUGAGAAAAAGACAUAGUGGUUAUUGUGAAAAUGGCAUUCACAUCAUUAUGACUAAUCAUUCUUACUCAGGGCAAAGUCUUCUUUCAAAUUUAGAGUAAAUCAUAAACUUCAAAUAACUAAUUAUAUAAUUUCUAGAAUUUUCAAACAGAAUAUAUUCACUAUUUCAAUAAAUACAUUGGAUUGCUAUUAAAAUUAGACAAAUUGAUUUCCAAGAUACUAAUGCUUGUGUUUUGGAAAUUGGACUUUCAACAAUAAAAUACCUAUUAUAA